Molecule: messenger RNA, 6549 nt
Organism: Neogale vison (American mink)
Lineage: Eukaryota; Metazoa; Chordata; Mammalia; Carnivora; Mustelidae
Gene: RAP2B
Product: RAP2B, member of RAS oncogene family
Exons: 1
Coding region: 436-987 (183 amino acids)
Biological process (GO): negative regulation of cell migration; Rap protein signal transduction
Cellular component (GO): plasma membrane
Molecular function (GO): GTPase activity; GDP binding; GTP binding
Source: RefSeq, a predicted model, not a curated record
CGCUCUACGGGGACUCAUGCCACGCGCGUCCCUGUCCGGCGCGCAAUUAGCAGCCACCUCCGCAGCCCACCGCCACCACCCCUUCGCCCUCCCGGGCGGUCGCAGGGAAAAGCUGCAACCGUCGCCUCGCACAGGCUGCCGGCAUUGUCCUCCCGGUCCGCCGCCAAGCUUGCCGCUGCCGCCGCGGACUGCUGCGGGGCCCCGGACCCGCGCCCCAGGGACGCGCCGCCGCCUCCACCGUCCCGGCCCCCGGCUCCCGGUGCCUGGCCCCCCGUUUGGUGAAUUCUGAGAUCCGCGCUCCCUAGCCGCUCUCUCCUAGGUUUUUCCCGCAAGGCUGAGGAAGAGGAGAAGUCGCCCAGCCGCCAAACCCAGGCUUCCUCCGGCGCGCAGCCCCGACGGGGCCGCGGCAGGCGCGGCGAGAGCGCCGACGGAGCCAUGAGAGAGUACAAAGUGGUGGUGCUGGGCUCGGGCGGCGUGGGCAAGUCCGCGCUCACCGUGCAGUUCGUGACGGGCUCCUUCAUCGAGAAGUACGACCCCACCAUCGAGGACUUCUACCGCAAGGAGAUUGAAGUGGACUCGUCGCCGUCGGUGCUGGAGAUCCUGGACACGGCGGGCACCGAGCAGUUCGCGUCCAUGCGGGACCUGUACAUCAAGAACGGCCAGGGCUUCAUCCUCGUCUAUAGCCUCGUCAACCAGCAGAGCUUCCAGGACAUCAAGCCCAUGCGGGACCAGAUCAUCCGCGUGAAGCGGUACGAGCGUGUACCCAUGAUCCUGGUGGGUAACAAGGUGGACCUGGAGGGCGAGCGAGAGGUCUCGUACGGCGAGGGCAAGGCCCUGGCCGAGGAGUGGAGCUGCCCCUUCAUGGAGACGUCGGCCAAAAACAAAGCCUCGGUGGACGAGCUGUUCGCAGAGAUCGUGCGGCAGAUGAACUACGCGGCGCAGCCCAACGGCGACGAGGGCUGCUGCUCGGCCUGCGUGAUCCUCUGAGGCGCCCGCGGCUGCCGCGCGCCGGCCGCGCUCUGCGCACAAAAGCCAAACGCACCCGACUCUCUAAAUGUGAUUUCUCUUCUUGCUUUGAGAUUGGAGACGACUUUGCAUUGGCCGGGGUGUCCCGGGAGCCCGGCUGGCCUCUGCGGCCGGCGUCCCCUGCCUCCGCCCCGUGUCCGAAGGGGUGUCCCGUCCUCACCAUCCGACACCCGGUGGAAAUGUGGCUCUUGGAAGCAUGUACGUUUCUCAUUGAUUUUGGUUGACGCAUAUUUCCCCGUUUAAAUGCCGUUAGGGCGCUGUAUUGGCAGCUUGACACCGGCAAGCGAAAGUUUCAGCGUGGAAAAAAAAAAAAAAAUGGGGUGGGGAGGAAGAGUACGAGGAGGAGGUGGAAAGGGAGGGGGGAUUUCCCCCCCCCCCCAACAACCCUUUUCUAGUUGCAAGUUUUAAAUACAUGGAAGGAAGUCCGGGAGAACCAAAUGAAGGAGCAGGAGGAAGGAAGAAACUUUUGGUUUUUUCCUUGUUUUCCAGGAGUAGCUGGAAAUUAAGAUGGGGUUCCUUUUCUGCCAGCUUGGAAGGGCAGCCCUGUGACUGAUUGUGAUUCUAAGGAUGUCUAUGCAAAGUUGGAUUCUUGUUACAGUGUAUCCAAUCUGAAGUAUGCACAUCUGAACUGGGACUGUAAACACUGAUGCCAAUACAGUGUGGGGUGCCAGAAAGUGUCUGCUGAUAUUUGUGGGAAAAAAAAAAAAAUCUAUUUUGUUUACCUACUGUAUCAAAGGGGAGUCUGGGGGAGAACGGUAGUAUUUUUUUUUUUAAUCAGCUGUGAAAAAAAAAUGUUACAGAUCUGCACAUUUUUGUGUGUACUAUUGUGUGCCUGUGUGUGUGUGGUUUUUCUUUUCUUUUUCUUCUUUUUUUUUUUUGAGUUUAGCUUUUUGUUCUUUUUGGUUGGCAGUGACAGGUUUUGAUGACUAGCUCUUUAAAAUACAGUACAAAGACUUCAAAAAUGUGAUUCAGGGCCCCCAGCACCCCUGUGUCUGCAGAGUGCCUUCAAAACUCAGCUGUUCAGCCGGUGCCAACCUGUGAACUUCCCACCAUAUCCCAGAAUCUGCUAUUCCCCAAACCACUUCCUAGUUUCCUUUCUGUAAUCUUCCUGAAGGAGCCAGGACAAUAGGGCCUGUUGUUUGGUGAAUUUCUUGAUUAUUUCCAGCCUUUAAAAUGUAAUUUCCAUGUCUUGCAAUGGGCUUCCCCCCCUUCUUUCUUUCUUUUUUAUUUUGCUUCAUUUUGUUCAGAUGUUCAGGUAUUUAGCUCCCCUUUUAUAUUAUUUUUUUAAAAAUUUUUGGUUAUCUGUUCUAGGGUGUUCCUCCAGAAGCAAAGAGCAAAAUUUUACUGUUGUGAUGUACCAAGAGAAUUCUAACUAACUGUAAUUUUUAAUUCCAGACACGCGUUUAAUCAUUGUCUCUUCAUUUUAAGACUUUUAAUACAAAUGUCGUUUUUAAAGAAACAAACCCAAAACUAUCGUUUGUGUUUCUGUGUUUCAUAUUCAGUGAUUUAAUACAGUAUCAUGGCUGAGGUGGAUGGGGGCAGGUGCUUGAUGCCCACAACAAAAAAACCUCAGUGACAAGCGGGGUGACAUUACUUCCAACUCCUUAAAUGCGGAAAAAAAAAUCAUAAAGGUCUAGGAAGCCCUGGGGGUAUGGCCACUAUCACUUAACUACAAGAUACGAAGGGUAUUGAAUCUGUUCUGCUGACAGGGAGCAGUUUACCUCACUGUGGGUAGAGAAGGGUAGAAACCAACUGCUAAUACUGCCUUAGAUUUGGUGAAGUUGCCAAUCUCCUGACCAGGCAGGGAAGAGCUUUUAACUUUUCUUUUUUCUUUCUUUUUUCCCCCCUCCCAUGUUUUGUUCUGUUUAAUUACAUCGUAUAUCAAGUCAAAAAUAGGUUUGAAGAUGAUUUUCAGUACUGAAGUCACACUAGAAAGAAAAAAUGAAGAUGAACCCCUAACUCCCAUUAAGCUGCAAUUUGUGGACCAUUUUGACCUCAUGAAAUUUUCCUUCUAACAGUAGGAGGCAGUGUGAGCUGCUACUUCUUAUUUUAUUUCAGUUAAGGGCCUCGUUACUAGUAUAAUCUCUGUAGAAUAAAAGAAAGUAUAUGACUGUACAUCAAGAGUGUAUGUGAUACACCUCAGCUGUGUGAAGUGUAGGUGAAGUCUUCUGUUGGGGAAGCCAAAAGAAGUUACAGGCCACAGGCAUCUUUAAAGCUAUUAACAUCUUGCCUUAAAAUGGGUCCUUUGCCCAGGUGACCUGCCACUCUUCCAGCAUGGAGGAGGAAUAGAGAAUUGGCCUGUGAUGGUCCUAUGGCCAUUUUUUCUCAUUCUUGAGCUCACGUAAGUUUAGAAUCACACAGUUGAAAGGCAGUAUGUAUGAUAAAUAUAGAAAUUAAGAGAAAUAAGUUUAUGUCUUUGCAAAUAUUAAGUUUUGCAUUUGAGUAAAUUUAGUUUUUCAAUAGAUGUUAAGUGUUGAAAAUUCUGAAGACUUGGUAAUACCAAGUACUAUGUGAAGGAUUUUUUAAAAAGGCAUUUGGUGACUGUUUCUUACGGCUUUGUUUUUUUUGUUUUUUGUUUUUUGUUUUUGUUUUUGUUUUUUUGAAGCCUUUUGACAUAAAGUGCUGCCAAAUAUCAAACUAACUUAAGACAUGUCUAUACUCCUGAAAGGAGUUUGAAAACAUUUGAAAAGGCAAAUUGGAAACAAACUAAGCUGAUGGGUCCAUUAAUCAUCUUCACAGAGGAUUUAUUCACUUGCAUGACUAAAUACUUUAUAGGUCUGAGAUGCCAGGGCAGAAGAUUUUAAUAUGUUUUUACUGAGUACUGUGAAAUAAAUCCUUUCUGGGUUCUCAAUGAAAGCAAUUUUGUUUGUGUGCCUGGAGCAGAAAUGUAGUAGUUCUGUGUUUUGCAGCCUUCUCCAUUAUUUUCUUGACAAAACUGAGAGAGAUUGAGGGCAUUGUUUUAAAGAAUAUGUCCGCUUCUUUGGCCAGUAAGAGCCCCUUUGUAGUAGUAUGGUGUGAAAAGAUAGGAGCAUUUGUUUCCAUGGAAAAGUUGGGUUGAUUUGAGGGUGUUAAAGGAAGCAAGGGAGUUUGCUAUAAGGCAAUCACCUGCCCCAACAGAAACUGGGUGGGAAAGGAACCUUUAUCUUGGAGAGCAAAAGUCAACUUUUAAACUUGGCCCCUGCUGUUUUUUAACAGCUUUUCCUUUUGGUCCCUGUCCUCCAAGCUUUAUGUCAUUUCAAAGGUCUAUUUUUGUCCUUUAGUAAGAACCUUAGAAAAAUGGAAGAUACCAUCAUUGGAAGUCUAACAUUGUCAUGUUUGGAAUUUAUGGCUUAAAUAAAACAAUUGCUGGGUUGUUAACUAUAGAAAUAGACUUCCCUGAAUCACAUUUUAGAACCAGAUCAGCUUGAGGUUAGAAUUAUUGAAAAGUAUGCGGCUUCAUGUUUCCUGACUAGUUAACCUUUUUUUUUGGAGGUGGGGGGGAUACUAAAAUGCCUCCUUUCUUUGGCCUGUUGUGGUAGUUUCAUAAAUGUUUUCUCCAGCAUGUGAUUGCAACUCUUGAGUCAAAGUUCAGUAUUUCUCGCAGGUAGGGUGGGAAAGUGAGAGAACACUGCUCAUAGCAGCCAACCUUGAGAGACAGAGGCAAGAUGUCACCAAAAGUAUAUAUUUACUUUUCACAAUAGCUGGAAUAAGCCACCUACUUCUAAAGGAAACAAAGAUUUAAUUUAGAGAUCACCAGUAUAAGUUAAAAUGAUCUCUAAUUUUUGUUACACUGUCCACUUAAUUAGGAAAGCUUGCUAAUACAAAUGUCCUUGUGAAAAUGCAGCAAAUGUCUAAAAACUACUAAUAGAAUGUGAUAUUUUUUAUUAGAAGAUUUACUCAGAUUACUAGGAAUAAUUGAGUGCAUUUGAUUGCUAGUUUCAGAAGAUCUAUUUGAUUUAAUAAUAAUGGAUUUUGAUGGUUUGAGAAGACUUUAGGAUUAUCUAGCCAGAGGUUUUUAAACUUGCCUACAUACCAGAAUCACCUGGAGGUUAAAACAGGUAUUGCUGGGCCUUGUAGUUUCUUAUUUAGUAUGUCUCAGUAUGAGCUCAUGAUUUUUAUUUCUAACAAGUUUCCAGAUGACGUUGAUGUUGAUGUUCUAGGGACCACACUUUGAAAACCAAUAAAAUAGUCCAAACUCCAAAUAAGUACUAUAUCAAGAGCCACAUAGAUAUUUAGGGACACAGGCCCGUGUCAUACAUUUUAGAGUGCUACCUAUCCCAAAGUCAUAAAAUAAUCUUGAUUGAAAUUUAUAGCUGAAGAGGGCAUAGACCAUUUACAAUCAGACUGUUAAACUGUGGAGUGUGGUGGACUGGUAUGGACGCAUUGUAGUUAGAGUAUUUAAUCAUCUUCACAUUAUUAAGUGAACAGUUUGGCUGUGGUUUCCAGUGUUAACUUCAGAACUUGACUUUUAAAAUGCGAAGGAUAGGAGCAUGGCCUAAAUAAUAAGAAUCACCUUUUUUUUCCACUCAAAAAUUUUGAAAAGAGUGUCUUAGUGUUUGUCUUCCCUUUGUUUCAAGAUUUAAAAGCAAGGAUUUUAACUUUCCACAUAUCCCAGCAAGAAUUCUUUAAAACAAACAAACAAACAAAACAAAACCAAAACAAACAGAACAAAUUAGAGAAUUUAAGUCUUCAGGUCAUGGUAAGCACAUGCAUGUGUCAUAUGUGUGUAUGUAAAUACAUACACUCAGUUUCUUAGCUGGACUUCCCAGGAAUCUGGUCAGUGUCCUGUGGUUACACAGUUAUUCAUUCUGGGACAGCCCAUACCACAAACCUGCCACACAUCUUGUUUUCUUACUCAUCUUAAUCUUUUAGAAGAAUGAGUGUUAAUCUGUUUUGUAAACUGGAGGGUACAGCUAUCUGUAGUCUUCCUUUGUUUUAAACAGACAUUUUUGAAGAAAUGCUUUCUUAGAAAAGAAAUUGCGUGCUUUUUUGUCCAAUUGACUGAGCAACGUGUUUUAAAUGAAUUAUCUGAUAAAAUUAUGUGUGGCUAAAUUUAAUCAGAGGUUUGAAUAUGUUUUGUUGGCUUAUUUGUGUUAAUUGUGCAAAUGUAACAAACACACUUUUUUUUCAUGGAAAAGAGAAAGAUUAUUGAUGCCUCUAGGAUACAGGUGCCCCAAAAUGGCCUGAAAUUAUUUCUUGAUUGUUAAGAAUAUGUUUGCAGUGGAAGUUCGUAAACAUAGCUGAAAUUGAUUUAUUCGUUAUUCAGUAAGCGUUUGUUGAGCACGUACUAUUAGCUGUUGUGUAAGGACUAAUGCUUAAAUAGUUGGAAGCCAGACAAAGGAGUAACAGUACUGUCCUUUUAUCACUAUAAGCUGUGAAAAUAGCAUGUAUUAAACAAAAGGAGGAUUUGGAAAAAUGCAGCUGCAUACGCCUUCUAGUAAUAUAUACGGGUCUGUCUGGCAGGCAAAUAGAGUAGGUAGAUUUGUUGAGAAUUGGAACUUUGAAAGGUAUGUGGAUAUUGCAAAUAAAAAAUGGAUCCCAUGA